This is a messenger RNA of Metschnikowia bicuspidata var. bicuspidata NRRL YB-4993, 2238 nucleotides long. It is a transcript of the gene RTS1, whose product is annotated as protein phosphatase 2A regulatory subunit. Gene Ontology annotation, biological process: signal transduction. Bases 1 to 2238 code for a protein of 745 amino acids. Gene Ontology annotation, molecular function: protein phosphatase regulator activity. Lineage: Eukaryota; Fungi; Ascomycota; Pichiomycetes; Serinales; Metschnikowiaceae. The transcript has a single exon. The record is from RefSeq and is a predicted model, not a curated record. Gene Ontology annotation, cellular component: protein phosphatase type 2A complex.
AUGAUGAAAGGCUUCAAGAACAGGCUCACCCGCAACAAGUCGCUGGCGCUGUCCAAGCGCAGCGAGAAAAAGGAGCACAAGGAGAACACGCCCAAGGAAAAAGAGCCCCUGAAAAAGCCGCUGCUGCUGCCGGCGUCGUCGCUAGCCAAGCCGUCCAGCUCCAACUCGUCGCUCAAGUCCUCGUCGCCCAGCUCGUCAAAAAACGACCCUUUGGACUUGCAGCCCUCGGAAGGCGCGCCGCUGGCGCCCGCCGAGCCGGCCGACUCGCCGCCGCCACACGACGCGCCCGGCAGCUCGCCUGCAGCUGCCCAGUUUGGUCUGCUGGCGCUUCUGCUGCCCGCCACGCCGCCGCCUGCGGCGUUGGCGUCAAGCAGCCUGCCGAAAAUCGUCAUCAACGAGCCCGUGCACACGUCGCUCGCCAAAACGACGCCCGUGACGCCCACGCCCAGCUCGCCCACGCAGGCCCACGGCGGCUCGGGCCCCGGCAGCUCGAUCUUGGACGCCCGUUUGGGCUCCCACUCGCUGCAGGCCCAUCUGGUGUCCUUGAGCCCCAACAUCGGCUCGCCCAACAAGGAGGCGUUUGACAUCGACAUGAUCGUGGCGCCCAAGAGGCACUCGUCGUCGCGCUUCGAGCCCACGACGGCAGACCGUACCCAGGAGAUCGUCAAGCUCCCCAACUUCGACGAGGUGGCGCCGGAGGAGCAGAUCUCGCUUUUCAACCAGAAGGUCGACCAGUGCAACAUCAUCUUCGACUUCAACGACCCCACGCAAGACAUCCGGGGGAAGGAGAUCAAGCGCAUCACGCUCCAGGAGCUCAUCCAGUUCAUUGUCAGCAACCGCUUCAACUACACGGACGAGAUGUACAGCCACGUGAUCACCAUGUUCAAGACCAACCUCUUCCGUCCCAUCCCGCCGCCCGUGAACCCGGUGGGCGAGUUGUUCGACCCGGAUGAAGACGAGCCCGUCUCGGAGUUGGCGUGGCCCCACAUGCAGUCGAUCUACGAAUUCUUCUUGCGCUUUGUUGAGAGUCCGGACUUUCAUCACCAGGUCGCCAAGCAGUACAUCGACCACAACUUUGUCUUGCGCAUUUUGGAGUUGUUCGACAGUGAGGACCCCCGGGAAAGAGACUGUCUCAAGACCACUUUACACCGGAUCUACGGCAAGUUCUUGAGCUUGCGCUCCUUCAUCAGGAAGUCCAUCAACAACGUCUUCUUGCAGUUCACCUACGAGACCCAACGCUUCAAUGGUAUUGGGGAGCUCUUGGAAAUCUUAGGCUCCAUCAUCAACGGGUUCGCCUUGCCGUUGAAAGACGAGCACAAGACGUUCCUCAUCCGGAUCCUUCUUCCAUUGCACAAGGUCAAGUCCUUGUCAUUGUACCAUCCACAGUUGGCAUACUGCAUUGUCCAGUUUUUGGAAAAGGACCCUUCUUUGACCGAAGACGUGAUCAUGGGUCUUUUGAGGUUCUGGCCCAAAAUCAACUCCCCGAAGGAGGUGAUGUUUUUGAACGAAAUCGAAGACAUAUUCGAGGUGAUGGAACCCAGCGAGUUUGUCAAGAUUCAAAUCCCUCUCUUCGCCCAGUUGCUGAAAUGUAUUGCCUCGUCCCAUUUCCAAGUCAGUGAGAAAGUGUUGUGUUUCUGGCAAAACGAGUACUUUUUGACUCUCGUCACCGAGAAUGCCCAAAUCGUGCUCCCGGUCAUUUUUGCGUCUCUAUACGAGUUGACAAACGCUACUCAACCAGGAAUCGCCAAUGGUAGACUCAAGCAAAAGCUCCUCGAAACCCCCGAAGCUGUGACGGACAAAAAUGGCAAUUUGAUCGAUACAGCGUUUACAAUGGGUGGCGACGAAGAGAGCCAUAAUCGGAGCGGAAUCCCGGGGCUUCACGAGGACACGAACAUGAUCCAUGACAUGACAGACGAGGAAUAUUACGACUCGUUCUCCUCGCCACAGCACAACAUGGACAUGGAAGACCUAAGCCACAUCCCCCCACACAACCUGGCGACAUCCAAUUGGAAUAAGAGCAUUCAUCAAUUUGCCUUUGGAGCGUUGAAGGUGUUCAUGGACCACAACCCUAUGUUGUUCAAGCAGUGUACCAUGUUGUACCACCAAUCACUUGAAGAACAGAAACUAAGAGAAACAAGAAGAAAGCAAGGCUGGCAAAAGAUUGACGAGUAUGUGCAGAGAUGUAAGAAGGAGCCACAGACGACGCUUUCGAGCGAGGCCGGUGUUGACGCUCACUAG